AUGUCUCCUCCAACGCCGGAUGGGCGAUUGCCAACUGAUCGAACGUUGAACGAUGAUGACGAACGCGUAUCGCGACCAAUCCGCCCUUUGGGCACUGCUCGUCACCCCGCUCGCUCGACAACGCCGACGCCCUCCAACCCACAUGGGACUCCCCCGCCCACUCCUCUGUACCCUCGUGGAUCUACCGGACCCGAACAUGCGCCUUCCAAACCUGCUUUCCGAUCCGUACGCGAAAUGGCGCUCGCGGCGAUUGGACCUCCGUUGGAUCCGGCAUCGCUGCGUUCUCGCCUCGCUGCCUACCGACCAUGGUAUCCUUUUCCCUUGGAUGACUUGGGGACCCCGAACAAUCUGCCGCUAGCUCCAUCCGGUGCUGUCGCUGCCAUCCCGGCAAAUUUCGAUCGGCUGGACGCGCGGCGUAUCUCGAACACAUCGACUUCUUCAACUGACACUGCCGCAUCAUCGACGUCUGCCCGGUUCUCUGAGGUUGCGAUUUCUCCUCCCACUGGAGUCUUGCCCUUGCCCUUGCCGCUCCCCCUUUCUCGGCUUGCAUCUUGGUCCGCUACGUCCGACAGCGCGCGACGUUCUUUCAGUGCAGAGCCUGAAGAACUGACAUCUCGCGCCACGCGCCUUCCCCCCCGCGGAGCGUCUGGUCUGGGAAACAUGACCACAGCACACGCGGACCAGCACCCUGUUGCUGGGCCUUCGCGCUCGCACGAAUCUGAGCAUGCACUGGAGCACGGCCGGAACAGUCUAGGAAGCAGCAAUGGUAACGAGGAGGAGAAGGAGCGGGCUCAUUUUCAGAAUGUGCUCCGCGCCUUCAACGCGUACCUGCCCCACUCUGUGAGCACAGGUGCCUGGUGCAUAUCUAGCAUACGACUGGCGAACUGAUGACGCUCGACGCUCUUGCUGUCGUGUUGCAGUUGGCGGCGAACAACGCAAGGCGAAAGUCGUUCUACUCUUUGGCGCGUUCGCACCGCUUGCUUCUUUCCCAGGUCGGCCCAGAGCUUCCUGGACCCCUCGUUGAGAUGGAGAACGAGGAGGGACAUGAUUCUUCGGUCCACGAUGCUGACAGUGCAGUCAGAGGAGGCAGAGCACAAGAGUCAGCGGGCCACGAGCGCCAGACUCUGCCUCCCGGCGGCCGCGGAUUCAAAUCUCGACUGGAUGAGAUCGACGAUAGGAUACGGAGAAAUGCGGACGUGCUGAGCUUGAUUGUGGAAGAUUCGCGUGGAUUUUUGGAUGAUGCUCGUGCUGAUGGCGCAGAGGCUAAUGCGAGCGCAGUCAGCGAGAAGACCUCAGCCGCUGCCGCUUCCGUAGAAAAAUCGGCGCAAGGUCAUGUUGAGCCGCAAGGCGAUGCUGCCCUGAAACUCCAAACUGCUGAUCCGCCCGGGGCUGCCGUGCCUCGCGACAUUGUGAGGACUGUGCCACAGAGUGAAGGAUCCUCUAGUAGCAGCCUUCGGCCUGCAGAAGAACAAGCGUUAAAACGCCAAAGACGACGCACCCCUCUCGAUGCUCCAAGGCACACCAAUUUGGGCACGAGCAUCGACAGUACAUCUGGGCGCAGCAAUGUAGGAAGUGCGGAAGGCUCGUCCGGAUCCUCAGGGUCUCUCAGGGAUGAUCCUUCCGCGGCGUCUUUCUCCAGAGAAGGCGCAGAAAAGUCUCGGCAGCGCCCUAGCAGCAGAGGAGCUUCCAGUCGGACGUCCGAGCAUGAGAUUGACAAAAUACGCAGCACCAUCAAGCAGCUUGUGAGGGAUUGGAGCGACGAGGGCGCACAAGAGCGUGAAGCGGCCUAUGGACCCAUUCUGGACGCUCUCGACGCCCGGUUUGGAGAGGUGCCCAGUACGUCGCGUAACCAGGUCAGGGUGCUGGUGCCAGGCGCAGGCUUGGGACGCUUGGCGUUCGAAAUUGCCUGGCAGGGCUACAGCUCUCAGGGAAACGAGUACUCGUUUUUCAUGCUCCUCGCAUCGCAUUGGAUACUCAAUAAGUCGAGCGGCAGGCACGCUCACACUGUCUACCCGUAUGUGCACUCAUCAUCUAAUUGGAGAAAGGCCUCGGACAUGCUCCAAGGGAUCAGGAUUCCGGAUGUCAACCCAACUGAUCUACCACCUCAUGUAGACUUCAGUAUGGUUGCAGGCGAGUUCGUUGACGUGUAUUCCAAAGAGCAGGAAAUAGGUGGCUGGGAUGCAGUUGCGACCGUCUACUUUGUUGAUACCGCGCGAAAUAUUGUCAAGUAUCUUGAAGUCAUCAACCAUCUGCUCCCUAUCGGGGGAUUUUGGUGCAACGUCGGGCCCCUACUUUGGCACUUUGAAAAUAACGGAGACCUUAGCAUCGAGUUGACCCUUGAGGAGGUGAUGGACCUCAUUCAGCUUAUGGGCUUUGAAAUAGAGGUGAGUGUGAUCCGGCGGUGAUGCUUGCCACUCUUGUACGGAUGUUCCUCAAUCUUGCGCUCCAAUGAUGUGCUACAGGAGCAUCGGACCCUGGAGAGUCAACCUUACACUGGCAACGCCAGGAGCAUGUUGUCAUACGAGUACACCCCAGAAUUUUGGGUAGCUCGCAAAGUCAAAGAAGCACCUCCUGGAUCCGAGGUAGCAGGGACAAAUCCGACGGAUUGA
Ceraceosorus bombacis is the source of this 2609-nucleotide messenger RNA. The record is from the annotation of a GenBank genome assembly. NCBI's taxonomy places the organism in Eukaryota, Fungi, Basidiomycota, Exobasidiomycetes, Ceraceosorales, Ceraceosoraceae.